Molecule: messenger RNA, 2341 nt
Organism: Pocillopora verrucosa
Lineage: Eukaryota; Metazoa; Cnidaria; Anthozoa; Scleractinia; Pocilloporidae
Product: DNA endonuclease RBBP8-like
Biological process (GO): DNA repair; DNA double-strand break processing involved in repair via single-strand annealing
Molecular function (GO): damaged DNA binding
Source: RefSeq, a predicted model, not a curated record
GGCGGGAAGUUUACACGAUGAAUGUAUCGCUCCAAAAGUUUUUAUUCUCUGAACUUAAAAUUUGGUCCCUUUAAGCUUCAGAUGGAAAGGAACCGGAGUGUAGCUUGGAUAAUUUCUAAUGGAGUCAUAUUCUCUGCUGGAAAAGCUAAAAGAGACCAUAAAAAGAGAUUUUCAAGAUCUCAGUGACAGAUGUACAGAGUCUGAUAAAAGGGUUCAGUGCUUGGAGAAAGAAAAUACUCAGAUAAAGGAGCAACUCAAACAACUUCAAGAUGAAAAUAAUCAUCUUAAAGAAACCUUGGCAAAGGUUGAAAAGGAACUGGCAUACAAGGAUGAAAAGCUAAAGAGGAAAUAUGAUGAACUGCACAGGAAAGAACAAUGGUGGGACCAAUUUCGAGAUGAAACUCAGCGGAGGUUUAAAGCAAUGAAAUCAUAUGGAACAUUCCCUCCACACAUCCUUGAAAAAUAUGUAAAUAAGGAUAUUUUCCAGGAGUUGAUGAAUAAUAAUUCUACUAGCUCUUCCUUAUACAAAGAAGAUUGCCUCGUGAUCAACAAGAGGAAUGGCAAACUUUCCACCCUUAAAAGCAGGAAGAAGGUUAGAUACAACAAAGUGUCAGCCUCGCAGUCGACUGCUGCAGAGGAAGUGAAAACAAAUUCUCAAGACAAAGACGAAACACACAUCAGUGAAACUGAAGAAAAGGAAAAACUGAUAACGGAUGAUGACGAGGUUUAUCCUGAUACCAAUGAAAGCACAAAACUUUACCAUCAUUCUCCACCUGAUCAAAGGCAAGGAGGCAAUAUUUCUGCUCAUCCCGAGGUUCUUGUUCAAGACACUGAGGAUGUGUACACAGAAGAAGUUGGUGAUGGCUUCGGUUGCUUUAUAGGGGCACCUUCUGCAGCAAGUACUCCUCUUGCUGCCGCAAGUUCACUUCGUUUUGAUUAUGAUAAUGUUGACGAUGGUGAUGGUAAUGAUGAUGAUGAUGAUGUGAGUGUCGGUAUUCUAGAUAAUCCAAAACAAUAUCCGAAGGAUGAAACUAUGGAUAUUUUAACUAAUGUUAAGUCGCAGCUAGCAAAUUUGCCUAAAUCAGAUUCACAAUUUCCAGUUGACUUGUCGUACACACAGCCAGAAUCUCCAACGAUUCCAAGCCGUACGCGUUCUCUGCAACAAGACAUGAACCUGACUGCUGAUUGCUCAGUGUCGCUUUUGCCUCAUGGACUCAAGGCCGAAGAGAAAUCUGAGAAACAAGAAUGCAAACCCAAUUUUGAUUCUAAAUUGGUUGAAGACAAUGUUAAAACAGAAAUCGAGAAUGAACAAAUGGAAAAACAACCUACACCAAUGAAAGCUGGAAGCACUUGCAAAAGCAAAUCAACCAAACAGACAACUUUGGACACAAACUUUUUCAGCACGAAAGGGGCUUUGAGCAAAAAUGAUUUUACCUCUGGGAAGAGAAAGAGGGACACUUCAGGGGAAUUUGAUGAUCAAAAGUCCCGUGGAAAAAAUGAAGAUUUUAGGGGGGAAAAAUUUAAGACUUUGUUCAAAGUACCUACGGCACCACCGCCAAAAACACCCGAAGUGAUUCUACUGGAGGAAUUUCCUUCACGCAGAGCUGAUAAGAAGUCUUUUACCACUCCGUUGGGCAGCAGUGGAGAUAUCACAGGGCUGUACACGAGUGGUAUGGACCUGUUUGGUAAUAUGGAUGAACACUGCUCAUCAGAUGUGCAACAGGACAGUGAAAAAGAAGGUCUUUGCUUGGAGAACGACGGAAAAGAAAAUUUUACAGGCAAAAAUGAGAAAUAUAUCAGUAAGGCUUCGCAAGAAAACAGGCCGAAAGAUACGAAUGAGUGUUCAAAAAUGGGAGUCAGGAAUAAUGACGCUGAACCAAAUUAUAAAUACGUAGAAGUUGUCCGGAAGAAAGAUGAAAGAGCCAAGCUGAACGGCUAUAAAUGUCGUGACUGCCAAGAGUAUUACCAGGGCCUUGAUCUUCCCGAAGAUGAGCUGAAAAAACGUUUGAAGCACUGUUCUCGUCACCGAGCGAAGUUUUCACCACCACCGUCCACUCCGCCAGGCUUUUGGAAUUUAAGCUUUCCGGAUACCCAAGAGUAUAUGGCUAAGGGCUAUUUAAAGACUGAGUCGGAAGCACCGGCUCCGAAGAGACUUCGGAAAACACGACGGAAUAGGAUCGCAAAGUGAAGUGUCUUUUCGAAGAUUAACGAUGAAUUGCGAAGUUGACAUGAAGAUGUCACGAUCGCUGAUUUCUCGGGUUAUCCGUGUGGUAACGAAGAAAACUGAUUGGUGGAAGAUGAUACGAGGCAUAAUACAAAUAUAGAACUGUAUUGUGAACAA